AGCCCACAGAGAGGAUGCUGGAGCUGUGGCUAAGUGGGAAACAGUGGCCCCGGGGGUUGCCAAGGCUGAGAGAGCCGCUGCCUGGCUGCACCGCGCCCUCGCGGAUCGGGGCGUCCACUUUAAGCCUGCGGAGCUGGCGGAGCGGAGGCGCUGCGGCGGCGGCGGACUCGGCGCGGCUCGGGCACCUCUCUUCCUUAUCUCUUACUCAAACUUCUCUGCUCCAACUCAGCUCCAUCGCCAUUGGUCUGACGCAGCGCGCGGGGACGUCAGGCGAGCGCCGCGCCCAUUGGCUGCGGGGCGCGCGGCGCAGCUGUUCUGAUUAUCAUAUUUCAGCCUCGCCGCCGCCGGGAGCCACUGACCGCUCGGCGAGCCCGCGGGAGAGGAUUAGGGCUCCCCGAGGCCACUUGCUCGGGGCUCCUCCGCGCUCCCCCGAUGCUCGCGCUGCCCGGCUGCUCUGGCUUUUGGCCUCCCUCUCCUGCUCCUCCUCCUCCUUAUCCUCCUCCUCCUCCGCCUGCCCCCUCCCUCGCUCCUUCCCGGCCGCGCCGCCAGCGCCCUGGCCUCCCGUCGCGCUGCUCCUCCGCCCUGCGCUCCUGGGGUCCCCGCAGUCCGGCUGGCCGUGUUGCGCGCGAGGCUCACUUUUCUGCCGCCGGUGGCGAGUGGCUGGUUGGAUCUCACCCUUGAUAAGAGUUGUGAGCUCUCAGCCGGCCUCAGGCUUGGUUUGCAUGGACUGGCUUCUCCAGAGCCCAAAGAGAAGCGAAGAUGCGUGAGUGCCCCCUGAUCGGGCUAAGGUUUUAUCAAGAACAUGUAUUUGUUUUGUUUUCUCUCAAGGAAGAUUUCUAACUGGAUCUCAUCACUUCAAUUUUUGUUAUAAGUUUGAGUGUGUGAAAUUGAAAGUUGGGUAGACACAGGUUGAUAAAUUUACCAGACUAUUUUUUUUUUUUGGUUUUGGUUUGGCUUUUGAUCAUAGUUUCUAGCCUCUGGUAUUAUAUGCACAGAGCCUUUUGUCAGGCUGCUGUUGCAAAACUAACGCUAAUAAUCACAACAAGAAGCAAGUCUUCCCGGUAUACAGGCAUGUUUCCUGUAUAGAUAACCGAGUUGACUCUAGUAAAAAAAAGAGAUACCACUAUACCACCAGAAAGUAAAUAGAGGAUUUUAACCAAUCAUAGUCCAUCAUGCCACCUUGAAAACAUGGAAUUAAACAACAAGCUGCCAGAAGCCUGAUGACUUAUAUUUGAAAUCCACAAAGUACCCUCACUAUCCAUCCUCCUUCAAGCCAGCCCCACACUCAGCGUGGCAUUUUAACUCCCUCAACUAAUAAACUGCUCCAAAGAAUUAUUGCCAAUGUUGAUAGCAAUUCCAAAUAGAAAAGCUGGCAUGUGCCUUGGAGGAAAACCGUUAGGAAUGGGCAAUUUCAUCAUCAUGGUGAAGACAAUGUGUUUUCCUUUCUUCAGUCCACACUGUUAGUGUAAACAAGUAUUUUUCUUAAUAAGUUCCUAGGCUGAAAGAGGUAAAGAUCAUGCAGACUGUAUGCCCUGUCAGAGGGGAAAAUUUGAGGGGAACCAAUAAUUUUGUUGUUUUGUGAUGGAUGUGCUCUGGAGUUCUGUUGUGUCUGUUGCCUAAUACAUUUUACAUUAAAAUCAAAGUUUGGAUAGCAGGCAUAUAUUGUUUGAUUUCACCUUGAAAUUCAAAUAUGAUCACGGAUUAUUCCCCUGUUGCCUUAGCUGAUAAUGUGCAUUUAAUGUAUUAAAUAUAUCUGUAAAAAUUUUGUAAUAUUUGUGUAGAAUACAGCAAAAUUGUGAUUACCACUAUUUCCCCCAGUAUUUGGUCACAGGAGCGACCUCUUGUGUUCAAAGGGGGGAUUAGACCCUCUUGUCAAAAAUGGACUCA
Messenger RNA from Hipposideros armiger (great roundleaf bat), 1887 nucleotides. RefSeq lists its product as uncharacterized. The record is from RefSeq and is a predicted model, not a curated record. NCBI's taxonomy places the organism in Eukaryota, Metazoa, Chordata, Mammalia, Chiroptera, Hipposideridae. Bases 15 to 767 code for a protein of 250 amino acids. The transcript is spliced from 2 exons.